Molecule: messenger RNA, 4250 nt
Organism: Panthera uncia (snow leopard)
Lineage: Eukaryota; Metazoa; Chordata; Mammalia; Carnivora; Felidae
Gene: POU3F2
Product: POU class 3 homeobox 2
Exons: 1
Coding region: 1-1332 (443 amino acids)
Biological process (GO): regulation of transcription by RNA polymerase II; brain development
Cellular component (GO): nucleus
Molecular function (GO): RNA polymerase II cis-regulatory region sequence-specific DNA binding; DNA-binding transcription factor activity, RNA polymerase II-specific
Source: RefSeq, a predicted model, not a curated record
AUGGCGACCGCAGCGUCUAACCACUACAGCCUGCUCACCUCCAGCGCCUCCAUCGUGCACGCCGAGCCGCCGGGCGGCAUGCAGCAGGGCGCGGGGGGCUACCGCGAGGCUCAGAGCCUGGUGCAGGGCGACUACGGCGCGCUGCAGAGCAACGGGCACCCGCUCAGCCACGCUCACCAGUGGAUCACCGCGCUGUCCCACGGCGGCGGCGGCGGGGGCGGUGGCGGCGGCGGCGGGGGCGGGGGCGGCGGCGGGGGCGGCGGCGACGGCUCCCCAUGGUCCACCAGCCCCCUGGGCCAGCCGGACAUCAAGCCUUCGGUGGUGGUACAGCAGGGCGGCCGCGGCGACGAGCUGCACGGGCCAGGCGCCCUGCAGCAGCAGCACCAGCAGCAGCAACAGCAGCAGCAACAGCAGCAGCAGCAACAACAACAGCAGCAGCAACAGCAGCGGCCGCCGCAUCUGGUGCACCACGCCGCCAACCACCACCCGGGGCCCGGGGCAUGGCGGAGCGCCGCGGCUGCAGCGCACCUCCCGCCCUCCAUGGGAGCGUCCAACGGCGGUUUGCUCUACUCGCAGCCCAGCUUCACGGUGAACGGCAUGCUGGGCGCCGGCGGGCAGCCGGCGGGGCUGCACCACCACGGCCUGCGGGACGCGCACGACGAGCCGCACCACGCCGACCACCACCCUCACCCGCACUCGCACCCGCAUCAGCAGCCGCCGCCGCCGCCGCCCCCGCAGGGCCCGCCGGGCCACCCCGGCGCGCACCACGACCCGCACUCGGACGAGGACACGCCGACCUCGGAUGACCUGGAGCAGUUCGCCAAGCAGUUCAAGCAGCGCCGGAUCAAACUGGGAUUUACCCAAGCGGACGUGGGGCUGGCGCUGGGCACCCUGUACGGCAACGUGUUCUCGCAGACCACCAUCUGCAGGUUUGAGGCCCUGCAGCUGAGCUUCAAGAACAUGUGCAAGCUGAAGCCUUUGUUGAACAAGUGGUUGGAGGAGGCGGACUCGUCCUCGGGCAGCCCCACGAGCAUAGACAAGAUCGCAGCGCAGGGGCGCAAGAGGAAAAAGCGGACCUCCAUCGAGGUGAGCGUCAAGGGGGCUCUGGAGAGCCAUUUCCUCAAAUGCCCCAAGCCCUCGGCCCAGGAGAUCACCUCCCUCGCGGACAGCUUACAGCUGGAGAAGGAGGUGGUGAGAGUUUGGUUUUGUAACAGGAGACAGAAAGAGAAAAGGAUGACCCCUCCCGGAGGGACUCUGCCGGGCGCCGAGGAUGUGUACGGGGGGAGUAGGGACACGCCACCACACCACGGGGUGCAGACGCCCGUCCAGUGAACUCGAGCGGGGGGAGGGGCAGAGCGCGGGGCUCCCCCUCCCCUACGGUCCACGGCCCUUUCCCGGCCCCCUUGUUCCCUCUCUAACUUCUGAUUGUUCUUUUUAUUUUAAUUAUUAUUUCCCCGUCCCUUAAAAAGAAAAAAAUAAUAAGGAAAGCAACUAAGGCACUGGACUAUCCUUUAAACGGUAGCAGGUGUAAUGAUGUGUUUUGACCUUUACAGGCUAGUACCCAGGCAAUGGAGUGGAGUGUCUCAUAGAGAGAGUGAGGAGAGAGUGUGUAAUAGAGAGAGAGAGAGAGAGAGAGAGAGAGAGAGAGAGAAGGAGAGAUGGCAAGCACUGAGUUAAAUACCUGGCAAAACUAAAUAAAUUACCAAAAAGAAAAAAAAAAAUCCACCAAACCGUGAUAAACACAAAACAGCUUCCUGAUGCUCGGAGUUGGCACAUGCUCUGCUGUGUUGAUUUAAUGUGGAUCCUCAUCAGGAAGGAGGAAAAAAUACACAUGUUCUUUGAUGUAGUCAAAAUUUAACCGCAUAAAUUUGCACUGCAAGAAAAUUGAAGUUUACACCAACAAAUUCAUUGAACGUAUUUUUCUUUCUCGCACGGUUAAUUUUGAAAUUGCCGGGUUUUGUUUUGUUUUGUUUUGUUUUGUUGUUUUAUUCAGCAGGGAGAGUUGAAGCCAGCUCUUGGCUACUCUCCAUUUCUAACGUUCUUGUGUUGCCCCUUGUUCUUCUUCCUGUUUGUGAACUUUGGUUACCUUCAGGCUCCCCCCAACAUUGGUGUAACAUUUAGUUGCUUCUUUUACCAAAGCAAAAACGAUUGGCUUCAUACAAAAUAAAUAAUUCUCUGCUUUCAGGAAACGUGCAUGGUCUACCCGCUUUAUCCAAGGCAAGAGUCCAGUUUGGAAUACAAAAAUGAGUCAAGCAUUGGUUUUUUUGUGACCAGCCACAAAGUAAACUUCAUUUUCAGGCAGUGUUUCUGGGGGAGGUUGUGGAGGGGAGAAAAAGAAAAAUCGAUAGUGAGUGACUGAUUGCUUCAUUUUAUCAGGCGGGCCCAUUGUGAAAGAGCUCAGAGGAAAUGUGGAGGUUAUAAAUGUAUUUCCAGAGUCGUCCAACAGAAAGUGGCACUUUGAAGAGAACUAGGGAAAUAUAUAUCUUCAGAAACCCCUGUAUAGUUCUCUGCCUUCAGUUUUAAUAACUUAAUUAUGAGGAAUUAUUUGUGCUGAGAGCAGCAGUUAAACUUUGUUCCUCUAAUAGCUUUUUUUUUUUUUAACAUAAAGAAAAUAAUCUGGGAACUUAAUGGUGUAUGCAGAGACUUUUUUUUACUGCACAAAUACCCAUAUGCAUACAGAGGAUAUCUCCACUCUAGGCUGGUUUUGUCUUCACUAGCUCAUUUGUUUAUCAAAUCAAAUUUAAGGUCCCACACCUUCUUCUCCUAUAAUUUAUCACAGAAAAUACCAGUUUAACCUAGACAGCUUUCCCCCCUUCUUUCACUAAGGAAGCCAAAUGAACUGGGGGAAAAAAUGCUAUUUUCUAUCCUUCCUUUUCUCCCUUUGUUAAUAGUUUUAAGUGCGCUUUUACCUUAUCUUGAUGGAAAAUGGUUAACUCCCAUAACAAAAGACUCUACUGAGAAGUGUAGGUGAAAAAACUUCUAACUAUUGAAAAUAAAUACCAUUAAACUGUGACCAGUUAAAAUAUUUAAAAAAAAUAAUCAGCACAAAAGGGCGCUAAAAGGGAAAACACUUUUUAUUAAUCUUAAAAGUUUGGGGCUUUUUUUUUUUCUGGUUAAGUAUUAGGCAAAUCUUUAUUUAAAAAAUUAAAUUCUCAAUACCAUAAAAUUAUGGUUCAGCAUCAGAUUAGCAUUGCACUCAGUAGUUAAGGUUUUAGGAAAUAUGCUUUAUAUUGUCUUUUCAAACACCUGUGAUUGUUUCAUUUUCAAUGUUUUUGCAAGAUAAAUGAUGACUUAGAAUGGGCAUAUUUAUUUGCCUGUAUUUCAUUUCCCCCAACGAAUGUCACGAGGAGAUGGACACAGAGCUGCUGCUUCGGGCUGUAUCACACUGCUUGUUCCUGAGGUGUGGGGACUGGCCUCUAGUGAAGCAAUCCAGAGCAGGGCAAAUAGCCAAUGGUUAAGGGAGGAAAUGAAUUUUCAGAUUCUUAUUACCAAGUGGGUAAGGUCAGACGCUGGAGUUCAGGGGACUUGUCUAUAGCUCCUCUAACUCUCUUGGGUUUACUAAGAAGAAAGUUACCACUGAACCUUACCACUAUGUAUAUAUGUUUAAUAUCUGUCUUUUGAAAUGCAGAAAUAGUUUAAAUGUUUCUUUGUCUAUUUUUCUUUUUUUUUUUAAUGCUACCCAGGGAAAUAUUUUCAUAUCAUUUUUAAGUGGCCUGCCUCAAUGUAUAUUUAUUUCUUUUAAAGCAAAAAGGUUCUGGAAACUGUUUUUCUGUAGCUUUAAAUGAGUAGAUGAGCAAAAUCUAUAUGGGAUGUAAUUUUUUUGUUCAGUCUCUUUAAAAAUACUUUGUUUUGGUACAUUUGGUUGUGCUUGUGGGGAAAAUAAAAACGCAGAGAUCCUUAUAUAUUUAUGUUAAAGUAAUAUUUUAUUAUCUACAUAAAACAGAAAUGCACAAUACCUUCAUAGUUUGUUCUAAUUAUUGAAAUAUCUUUAUUUUAUUUUUAAAGAUAGUGCCAAGUUUUAAGGGGGGGGAAACCCUAGACCUUAUACUGACUGAGUUGAGUUGUGUGUAAAAUACUUCCCUUCCUUUAUACUUCAUAAAGUUUUGGAAUAAAUUUUAUGCGUAUACUGCCAGGUUUCAUGUUUAUAACUUUCAGAGCUUUUUUGUUUGUUUGUUUUUAAGAGAGACUACUGUUCUGAUUCUACUUCACUUUUCUUUGCAAAAAACUAUCAGUCCCAGACCUUUCAGUCA